Sciurus carolinensis (gray squirrel) is the source of this 1125-nucleotide messenger RNA. RefSeq names its product solute carrier family 30 member 8 (gene Slc30a8). The record is from RefSeq and is a predicted model, not a curated record. The transcript is spliced from 8 exons. Gene Ontology annotation, molecular function: zinc ion transmembrane transporter activity. Gene Ontology annotation, biological process: insulin secretion; response to zinc ion; response to glucose. Gene Ontology annotation, cellular component: plasma membrane. NCBI's taxonomy places the organism in Eukaryota, Metazoa, Chordata, Mammalia, Rodentia, Sciuridae.
AUGGAAUUUCUUGAAAGAACUUCCCUGGUGAAUGACAGAGCCCCUAAGAUGUACGCCUUCACCCUAGACAGGUAACAGAUAUCUGUUGCGGAACUCCAACAGAAACCUGUGAAUAAAGAUCAAUGUCCUGGAGAGAGGCCAGAGGCACCGGAGGCAGGAGGCAUUUAUCACUGCCACAGCAACUCCAAGGCCACCGAGAGCCGGGUGAAUGAGCAAGCGCACGCCAAGUGGAAACUGUGCGUGGCCUCCGCAAUAUGCUUCAUCUUCAUGAUUGCGGAGGUCGUGGGUGGGCACAUUGCUGGGAGUCUUGCUGUCGUCACGGAUGCUGCCCAUCUCUUAAUUGACCUGACCAGUUUCCUGCUCAGUUUCUUUUCCUUGUGGUUGUCAUCGAGGCCCCCUUCUAAGCGGCUGACAUUUGGGUGGCACCGAGCAGAGAUCCUUGGUGCCUUGCUGUCCAUCCUUUGCAUCUGGGUGGUGACUGGCGUGUUGGUGUACCUAGCCUGUGAGCGCCUGCUGUCCACUGACUACCAGAUCCAGGCGACUGUGAUGAUCAUCGUCUCAGGUUGUGCAGUUGUGGCCAAUAUUGUACUAGCAGUUGUUUUGCACCAGAGACGCCUUGUCCACAAUCACAAGGAAGUGCAAGCUAAUGCCAGCGUUAGAGCAGCUUUUGUGCACGCCCUUGGAGAUGUAUUUCAGAGUAUCGGUGUGCUGAUCAGUGCUCUUAUUAUCUAUUUCAAGCCAGACUAUAAAAUAGCCGACCCAAUCUGCACGUUUAUCUUCUCCAUUCUUGUUCUGGCCAGCACUCUCAUGAUCUUAAAGGACUUCUUCAUCUUACUCAUGGAAGGUGUACCAAAGGGCCUGAGUUACAACAGUGUGAAAGAGCUCAUCCUGGCAGUCGAUGGCGUGGUCUCUGUGCAUAGCCUGCACAUCUGGUCUCUAACAAUGAACCAAGUGAUUCUCUCUGCUCAUGUUGCCACAGCAGCCAGCCGGGAUAGCCAGAUUGUCCGGAGAGGAAUUGCCAGAGCUCUCAGCAACAGCUUUCCUGUGCACUCACUCACCAUUCAGGUGGAAUCCCCAGUGGACCAGGACCCUGCCUGCCUUUUCUGUGAAGACCCCCGGGACUAG